AUGUUCGAGAGAAUCUUCAGACCAAGUAAUCUGACGGAAUCAUUGCUGCCAAUUUUGUUGUGCAAUUGGAUAUUUGGUAACCAAUUAAUCCAAUACCCUAACAGGAAUUUUAUAUUUUUGCAAAAAUUUCCGUACUUUAUAUUUAUAAUAUGUGUUUACACUGUUUCUUGGAGCUUUUCUCUGGUGUACUUUUUAAGUGAAACGAUAGUGACUUAUCAAGAAAACCUAUAUUGGAUCGUCACUGGUGUCAGCCUUUUGAUAUUUUGCAUCAACAUAAUUCUUGGAUUGCUUUUCAAAAAGAAAUCACUGAUGAUUUAUGACAGAAGUUUAAAAGUCGACAAAAAACUCGAAGAUUUGGGAGUUGCAGUAAAUUGCCAAAAAACUUUCAGUUACUCAUUUAUUGUGACAAUUAUUUUCAUAAUUACCGCGUUGCUGCUUAAUCUAAUGAGUGUUCUUUGGAGCGUUUCUUCUGACGAUGCAGUAGCUGAUACUUUUGCCAUAUUUGCGUUGAACCAUCCGAUUCACAUGAAUUACCUUUUCAGUUUGACGUAUUGCGUGUUGAUACGACACAUGUGUCUCAGGUUUCGGAAGAUCAACAAGGCACUUGGGAAAUUUAUAACACUGCAAAGUAAUGAUUCAAUAUUAAUUGAAAAUAAUGAAUCAAUAACGGAGAAUCGCAUUGUUUUGAGCCAAACUUCGACACGGCUAAAUCAUAAUCUUCGGAUACUCAAAAAUAUUCACUUGGAGUUGACAUCACUUUGUGAAAAAAUCACUCACAUAUUUGGAGUUCAGCUGAUAAUGACCAUAGUUUCUUCAUUUGUAUUAAUUACAUCCUUAUCUUAUGACUUGUACCUGACGGCUCGCAACCCAAAAGUCAUUAAUUCUGACAAAAUUUAUGAAAGUUUUAUUCUUUCAAGCUGGAUGAUUGUUAAUGUUAUUAACUUUCAAUUUAUUAAUUAUAUUGCUGCUAAAACGGUACAUGAGUGGAGUCAAACUGGAAGAAUAAUUCACAAUUUAAAAUCAAAGUCUGAAGACACUGACCUUUGUUUGACAAUUCAAAAAUUUUCUCUGCAAAUGUUACAAAAUCCAUUAAAAUUUUCCCCGUGCGGAUUUAUCGACCUGGGCUUUCCAUUUAUGCGCGACUUUUUUGGAACAAUAACAACAUAUCUAAUUAUUCUUAUCCAAAUGGCGCCAAAU
Molecule: messenger RNA, 1197 nt
Organism: Cotesia congregata
Lineage: Eukaryota; Metazoa; Arthropoda; Insecta; Hymenoptera; Braconidae
Source: the annotation of a GenBank genome assembly